This is a messenger RNA of Sitophilus oryzae (rice weevil), 945 nucleotides long. RefSeq names its product syntaxin-6. NCBI's taxonomy places the organism in Eukaryota, Metazoa, Arthropoda, Insecta, Coleoptera, Curculionidae. Gene Ontology annotation, biological process: intracellular protein transport; Golgi vesicle transport. Gene Ontology annotation, molecular function: SNAP receptor activity. The coding region runs from base 154 to 912 and encodes 252 amino acids. The transcript has 5 exons. Gene Ontology annotation, cellular component: membrane. The record is from RefSeq and is a predicted model, not a curated record.
UUCAUGUCAGUUGUCAGUAAGGUUGUCUGUCAGUUUAUGUUUUUGGUGGUGAUUUGUUAAAAAUAACAAGUAAAAUGUUUCUUCUUGAUUAUCUUUAUUUUAAAAGAUAAUUAUACCUUAAAACUCUCUUUAGUAUUAAUAUUACUUUCUCCAAUGACUUUAGAAGAUCCUUUUUUCGUUGUCAAAGAUGAAGUUUUUAGAGCAUUAAAAAAGACUAGAGGACUUUACCGACGUUGGUCUGAUUUUCAAAAUGAUUCCGACUUAAUAACAAAAGAUGAAAUUGAUUGGACUAAUACUGAAUUGAAAAAUUCUUUAAGAAGUAUCGAAUGGGAUUUGGAAGAUUUAGAAGAUACUAUAGAAAUUGUGGAGAAGAACCCUACAAAGUUUAAAAUCGACAAUAAAGAGCUGACUAAGAGAAAGAAUUUUAUUGAUUCAACAAAAAAUGAAAUAUUGUGCAUAAAAGAACAAAUCAACAUGAAUAGAGGAAGAGAUCGAGAUCUUAUGUCUAGACAGCCACUUCUAGAAAGUAGUAGUCCGGUAAGAUUAACAAACAUGCACGGCAGUACAAAAUAUGCAAAGCUAGAAAAUGAAGUGGAAAGCCCUCAACAUCAAUUUUUGAAGAAACAACAAAUGUACGAAGUUCAAAAUCAAGAUGACCAAUUAGAAGCUAUAGCUGGAAGUUUAGGUACACUAAAGACAGUGUCUAGACAUAUUGGUAUUGAAUUGGAUGAGCAACAAGGUAUGUUGGAUGAGUUUAGUACUGAACUUGAAAAUACAGAAUCCAAAUUGGACACAACAAUGAAAAAAGUUGCUAAAGUAUUGAGAAUAUCAAACGAUAAACGUCAGUGGACAGCUAUAAUAACUCUGGUUAUUGUACUUAUAAUUGUGAUACUUUUGUUUUUCAUACUGUGAUUAUCAUAUUAUAAUUUUCACUUCUACAGUUUA